AUGGCCCGCUCAGAGGACAAAGUCUUCUUGCGCGGCGGCCGACUCGCUCUUUGGUGUGCGAAAAUGUCGACGGCGGUGGAGGCGACGGGCUUCGUGAUGUGCGCGAUCAGCUGGCUGCUGACGGGCACGGCGCUGGCUAACGACUACUGGAAGAUUUCCACCGUGUCGGGCGACGUCAUCGUCUCGCAGUGGCAGUCGGAGAACUUAUGGCACUCGUGCGCCGAGAACAGCGCCGGUCGAGACUUUGAAUCCUUGCUGUCGUUGCCCGCUCACGUCCAAGCGUGUCGCGCCUUGAUGAUCGUGUCACUGCUGCUGGGUUUGGCGUCCAUGAUUGUUUCUCUGCUCGGACUCAAGUGCAUCAAGAUCGGAUCGGCCGGAGACGCUUCCAAGGCCAAGAUGGCCACCGCCGGCGGCGUCCUGUGCACGUCGGCCGGGCUCUGCUGCAUGGUGGUGCAGAACUUCUACGACCCGCUCUACGUCGGCGCUAAGUUUGAACUGGGCGCGGGCCUCUACUUGGCGUGGGGCGCCGCCUGCCUCUCGCUGCUGGGGGGCGGCCUGCUCUGCACCGCCUGUCGGAGGGCCUCGGCCGGCAAACGGACAAGCGGUUUCUACGGCAACGGCCCGCCGCCAAAGGUCUACAAGGCGACGGCCAAAUCAGAGGCGGACGCGGCCCGAGCGUACGUGUGAACGCGCCGCGUCCGACGUCGGCGCUGAUGUGGCGCAAUCUCGUCUGGAUGAGCGAAAUAAAACUUCACUUCUUUGAAAACACUUUGUGGGCCGGUGUGUGCGCCUUCAUCGUAAUCCGGCGAGUAAUCCCCGCGAUGACGACGAUGCAGGAUCUAAUCCAGGUUCCGCCUCGGUUCUGAGCC
Syngnathoides biaculeatus (alligator pipefish) is the source of this 869-nucleotide messenger RNA. It is a transcript of the gene cldn15la, whose product is annotated as claudin 15-like a. Gene Ontology annotation, molecular function: structural molecule activity. Gene Ontology annotation, biological process: bicellular tight junction assembly; cell adhesion. Lineage: Eukaryota; Metazoa; Chordata; Actinopteri; Syngnathiformes; Syngnathidae. Gene Ontology annotation, cellular component: bicellular tight junction; plasma membrane. The record is from RefSeq and is a predicted model, not a curated record.